AUACGUGCGUUUCUUCCCUCGCUAUUGCAAACUUCUUUUUGUAUCAAAAUUCUAAUGAAGAGGUUUUGGAUUCAAAACGCAUUUCUUCCUCUGCUUCUCUUCAUUUGUUUGGCUUCAUCUCAAAACGGCGACGUUUAUGAAGGCUCUGAAUCCGAUCAUACACGGGUUAGGAUCCGGGUCGGGUUGGUUUUGGAUAUGGGUUCUCUGGAGGGAAAAACGGUGGGAAGCUCUGUUACAACGGCGCUUUCGGAUUUCUACGCCGUUAACAGUGAUUACAAAACAAGAGUCUCUCUCUCGAUCAGAAACUCUCACGGAGAGCCUCUCCUGGCUCUCGCUUCUGCUGUAGAUCUGCUGCAAUCCGAAGGAGUGGAGGCGAUCGUCACCGGCGGGAGGUCGUUGCUGGAGACGAAGCUUGUGGCGGAGAUCGGGGAGAAAGCUAGGGUUCCUGUGAUCUCAAUCAACUCUCCGAUCUCGCCGUCGCUGAGCAGAUACAUCCACUUGAUCCAAGCCGCGCAUGAUUCUUCCUCCGAGGCGAAGGGGAUAAGAGCUUUCAUCCAUGAGUACGAUUGGAAGAGUGUUGCUCUUGUUUACGAGGAUGAUGACGACGAUGACUGGAGAGAGAGUAUGCAACUUCUCGUGGAUCAUUUUGAUGAGAACGGCGUUGGUGUGGAAUCCAAGGUUGGUUUAACAGUGUUGUAUUCAACCGAGGAAAUGGUUAUGGAUCGGUUAGGGAAGAUGAAGGAGUUGGGGACGAGUGUGUUCGUUGUGCACAUGUCUGAGGUUAUUGCUACUCGUCUCUUCACAUGCGCUGAGAGAUUGGGGAUGAUGGGUGAAGGUUUCGCUUGGAUCCUCACUGCUAAAACCAUGAGCAGUCUCCAUGGGAAAGAGGCAAUGGAAGGUGUGGUUGGUUUCAAGACGUACAUUCCAAUGUCAAGAGAGCUUCAGAACUUCACUUUGAGACUGAGGAAAUCACUAGGGAAUGAAGAAGAUGUUCAGUUGAGCUUGAGCAUCUCUAGUGUAUGGGCUCAUGAUGUAGCUUGGGCACUGGCGAGAUCAGCGGAGAUGGUGAAUGCUUCGUCAACUCUCCUCGAGGCUAUCACAGAGUGUAGGUUCAAGGGGUUGAGUGGUGACUUCCAAGUGAAGGAUAAGAUGUUCUUGUCACACAAGUUUGAGAUUGUGAAUUUGUUGGAAUCAGGUGAGAGGAGAAUAGGGUUCUGGAGUUCUAAUGGUGGUUUCAGCAGUAGAAGACAUCAUAACAAGCUGGAAGAGACCAUAAUCUGGCCUGGCGGGUCUGCUCAAGCUCCGAGAGGGCGGGUUCUAGGAGAAAUCAAAAGGAGAAAGCUGAGGGUUUUGGUUACAUCUAGCAAUAGAUUCCCAAAACUGAUUGAGGUGGAGACUGAUUCAGCAACAAACAUUACAACUGUGAAAGGGUUCUGUAUAGAAGUCUUCCGGGCUGCCAUUGCACCUUUCAACUGUGAUUUGGAGUUCAUACCUUGGCGCAAUGGGAGUGACUACGACGAACUUGCAUAUAGACUUUCUAUUCAGAAAGACAAAUAUGAUGCAGCGGUGGGAGAUAUUACAAUCACUGCCAAUAGAUCAAUGUAUGUUGAUUUUACAAUGCCAUUCACCGAGAUGGGUCUUGGAAUAGUAGCACCAAAGGAGAGUAGUAUGUGGGUGUUCUUACAGCCUCUAACACGAGACCUUUGGAUAACAAGUGCAGCUUUCUUUGUCUUGACGGGCUUUAUAGUUUGGUUGAUAGAAAGACCUGAUAACAAGGAGUUCCAAGGUUCUUGGCCGAAACAGAUCGGAGUUAUUUUUUGGUUUGGUUUCUCUACCCUUGUUUACGCGCAUAGGGAGAAACUACAACACAACUUAUCAAGAUUUGUAGUUACAGUAUGGGUGUUUGCAGUGCUCAUAUUGACUACAAGCUAUACUGCAACUUUGACAUCAAUGAUGACGGUGCAACAGAUACGAUUCAACUCUAAUGAAGAUUCUGUGGGGCAUCUUUCCGGCUCCCUCAUUGCAAAUAUGUCCCUAACCAAUUCCAGAUUCCAACCAACAAACACCAAGGGUCUCAAUUCUUCUAGAGAAUAUGCUCAAGCCUUGUUGGACAAUUCCGUCUCAUUUAUUGUCGAUGAGUUGCCAUACCUCAAAAUCCUCCUUGGAGAGAAUCCUGCAAAGUUUGCCAUGGUCAAGGCACAUUAUAACACCAUUGGUUUCGGCUUUAUGUUUCAGAAGGGAGACGAACUGGUGCCUCUUGUGUCUAGGGAAAUCUUGUGCCUAAGGGCGACCGAUAAAAUAACUGAGAUGGAGAAAAGAUGGUUUGAGAAUCCACUUCCAUACACAGCAGAUGAUACAUCAAAUCCUUUAACUCUUUACAUGUUCCGCGGAUUGUUUAUGAUCACUGGAGUUUCUUCAGCUUUGGCUCUUGCACUACUUCUCGUUCUCUGGCUCCGAGACAAUUUGGACGAUCUGAUGAAUUCAGCCAACAUAUUCCUCUCGCGACGACUUGCACAUUUUGGGAUCUUCUUCGCGAGAACUAUCCAUCCCUACCCCCUUGAUGACGAGAAUGCCGUUCAGAUGGCUCAACGUGUAACUGAAGAUAAGAACUGAUUCAAAGAUAGCAAUAUGAUCAUUACCAUAUAUGUAAAUGCAAUUUUUUUAAUGCAAGUGAAGUAGAU
This is a messenger RNA of Raphanus sativus (radish), 2681 nucleotides long. RefSeq names its product glutamate receptor 1.3. Gene Ontology annotation, molecular function: glutamate-gated receptor activity. The record is from RefSeq and is a predicted model, not a curated record. The transcript is spliced from 5 exons. The coding region runs from base 55 to 2613 and encodes 852 amino acids. Lineage: Eukaryota; Viridiplantae; Streptophyta; Magnoliopsida; Brassicales; Brassicaceae. Gene Ontology annotation, cellular component: plasma membrane.